AUCUUAGCAAAAGGGUGCUAUAAACUCCACUUGUCCACCCUUAGAGAAACCUGGUCUGGAUUUGACAGUGGGAGAAAAAGAUCCUGUCCUUUUGUUGAUAUGUCUGUUUCUAUGGUGACAAAGGCACUGAAGUGAUUCCAUCAGACCCUUGUAGAGGGCCCCUCACCCAUCCCUACCAUAUCCCACGUGAAGACAUAACGACAGCUUGCUCUUUAUUUUCAAAUAUUUAUAAAACUAUAGAGUUACUAGACUAUAAAAAUACACACUACUGGUAUAGUGAAAGCAUGACCAUGGGGAUUUACAAGACAUUUGGUCGAUUCAAUGUGUUUCAUUUUAAGUGUCUCAGUAGCCUAAUGUGUGUCUUCUACUCAAUAAGAACUUUUUUGUUUUAUAUAGAAUAAUGUAUAGAAUAGGCUACUUGUUUUAAUAAUAGUUAUCUAGCCUCAUAGAUCCAUGCUUUGUAUACGCUCUCUUAACUUGUAGUUAAGUAGGCUACUGGAACUAGACAUUCUGUGAUGCAGUGAAGAAAUUAAUGAAAUAGUUACUCAGAGUUGUAUGAAUCCCAUUCUUGAGUUGUGUCCUAAAAAUGUUGUAACCUUACCUAGAGAUAAAGUUAUUCUAACUUUAGAGGGGUUAAUUAAGUUAAGGAUAGGUGCACUAAAGACUUUGUUACAUUGCUACCGAGAAAGAGAAUGUGGCGCACGUUACAGCGACGUGGGAAGGGGGUGGAGGGUGCAAAUCUCCUAAUCCUGCUGUCCUCAAUCUCUCCUCGCCACUUUCUGUCGCAACCGAAGACGACCGGAUGGACACCCGCUAUAGGAGCUGAGGUCCCUGGAGUUUUAUGGCCUAGGUUGGAAGAGAGCGUUCUCUCCGAGGAGAAGCGGCUGACGCUGCAGGGCCACUCCCCAGAUGCACCGCCUGCCUGUCUGCCUGUGCGUGUGCGAGAAAUUGUCACCAAGAACCUGAGUGGCAGCUCAGGAGACAUGUCCUCAUUCAUGUCCCUUCAGGAGGAGAACCGGGUCCUCCAGGGGGAGUUGGGAAGGCUAGAGGACCUCCUGGCCCACAGCAGAGCUGACCGCGAUGAGCUAGCCAUCAAAUACAGCGCCAUCAGUGAGAGGCUGGAGCAGGCUCUGCGUCUUGAGACAGGGGACGGUGAGCGCGACUCGCUCGAGUCACGCAGCCUAGCACAGCAGAAUGUGGACCUGCGCAGACGGCUGGACGAGGAGCAGGCGGCAUACAAGCGCAAACUCACCGCCUACCAGGAGGGGCAGCAGCGCCAGGCGCAGCUGGUGCAGAAACUACAGGCCAAGGUCCUGCAGUAUAAGAAGAGAUGUGGUGAGCUGGAGCAGAUCCUGCAGGAGAAAACCUCGGAGCUGGAACGCCACCGUCUUAACGGUCGCUGUGACUUGAGCCAUCGGCGUGAGGAUGAGGAGCCUUGCAGUGAUCUGGAGAGUGCCCACAUCAGGCUGGAGGAGGAACAACAGCGGAGCAGCAGCCUGUCUGCAGUGAAUUCCAUGUUGAGAGAACAGCUGGAACAGGCGAGCCUGGCCAAUGAGGCGCUUAGCCAGGACAUUCGAAGGCUCACAAUUGAUUGGACCAAAGCUAGAGAGGAGCUGGAACAAAGAGAGUCUGAUUGGAGAAAAGAGGAAGAGUCCUUCCACAGUUACUAUAGCAGUGAGCAUGGUCGGCUUAUGCAGUUAUGGAGACAGGUGGUUGGGUUUCGGAGACAUGUGUAUGAGCUGAGGAGUGCCACAGAAAGGGACCUGUCUGACAUGAGGAAUGAGCUGGCUUGGGCCUCCCACAGCGCGCAGUCUUCGUGUGCGGGCUUGACCUCCUCCCUGCACGGCCGUGAAGAGGGCUUGGCAGGGGCGCUGGAGCGCGAGUCUGCCCAGCGGGCACAGCUGGAGCUGCAGCUGCGGGAGCACGUCAGCGACAUGAUGACCCUGCAGGCCCGCAGUGACGCCGAGCGAGCCGAGCUCAACGCCAGGCUGGUGGAGGCCGUCAGGGAGAUGGAGACACUGAAGGCCCAAAAUGAAGAAAAAGAUCAGGAGGUCUCCUCCCUCACCAGGAGACUGGAGGAGCAGAGUAGGGUGGACGAGUCUGAGCUGCAGGCUCUCCGCUUUCAGACUGAGACCCUACUGGACACACUUAAAGACAUUGCUCAGACGAUGCUGUCAGAUGGAGAAUCUGGAAUAUUCUCUGACACGCAGGAUGGAGAUGCCAUUGGAGCCUCUCUCAUGCCCCUGCUCAGGGCGUCCUCCCCACAACGACCGUCUUCACCUAGACGAUCCUCCUCCCCACGGCGGUCAUCCACCCUUACCCUUCCCGAGGCCAGCCUGUCUGCUCUACGCUCAGCUGUAUCCAGCAGGCAGUUACAGCUGCAGGAAAUCCGUGGGCGUCUGCUCUCAGCCCAGUCGUCUGUGCAGCAGCUGCGCAGACAGCAGGGUGAGGCCGAGUCGGGCAAGCGGGACGCGGAGCUGCGGGUGCAGGCCCUGCAGGGGGAGCGGGACGACGCCCACCGAGAGAGGGAGGUUGCCCAGAGGGAGAGGGACCGCAUCAGGCAGGAGAGGGCCACUCUGAUCAGCGAGAAAGAUCGGACGGAAAAAGCCUUGCAGGCGGCGCAGACUAAAGUGCAGCUGCUGCAGCUGGACUGUGAGAAGCUGCAGAUGGCCCUAAACUCCAGCCAAAGAGAGAGGGACCACGACAGGGAGGAGAAGGAGGCCGCUAUCCAGGAGAGAGAACGGGCCAAAACUGAGACGGAGAGAACCCAGAGGCAGUGGGAGCAGAGCGAGAGUCGAGCGUCGGGCCAGCGCAUGGAGCUGACGGCCGUGAGGGAGACGCACCAGCAGGGCCUGGUGGAGAAGCAGAUGCUGGAGGGAGAGAGGAGCCAACUGACGGAGGCCCUUGGCAAGGCCGAGUCCUCCAAUGCGGAGCUGACCCUGCUGGUGAAUAAGCUCCGUUCGGAGGAGGCCGGGCUCCGCGACUCCCUGGCCAAGAUGGGCAGCCUGAACGAGGGCCUGGCUCAGGACAAAUCUGACCUCAAUAACAUCAUCAAUCAGCUGGAGGAGGAGAAGAGCCACCUGCUGUCCUAUAAGAGGGAGGCUGAGCAGGAGAAGCUGACCAUCCGCGACGAACUUGUUCGCCUGGAGCAGGACCGAUUGGAGCUCGACACUGCCCGUCUGGCUCUCCACCAAUCACUGCAAGAGGCGGAGCUGGCCAGGGCGGGGAUGGAGGCGGAGCUCCAGACCCUCAGAGCUGAAAGGACAAAGCUGCAGGACAAAGUCAUACAGCUGUGUGCGGAGCUGAGUGCCCUGGAGGCAGCGCUGGGCACGGCCCGUGGCGAGGGCGAGAGGCAGGGCGUGGCUCUGGAGGAGGCGGGGCGCAGCCGGGCGGAGCUUGCCAAGGAGAGGGCGGGGCUGGUGGUCCAACUGACUGCGUCCGAGAGAGAGAACGCCUCACUGACCGAAGAGUUGGUUGCCUUCAGGGCUGAUAAAGAGGCUCUGGAGACGAGCCUGUUUGAUGUGCAGCAGCAGCUGCUGCAGCUGGAUUCUCGGAAGGAGCAGCUGGAGGCUGAGACCCAAAGCCUGCGCCUGCGCCACGAGGGCACCACGGCUGAGCUGAAGCGCUUGCGAGCGGACAAAGAGAAUACAUCGACGCAGAGCGAGCGCGAGAGAGAGGCGCUCUUGCAGAGCCGGGCCUCGGCACAGCAGGAGCACCAGCAAGCUCUGCACAAUGCCCUCAGCAGCCACCAGGAGGAGAUAGAGAGACUCACUGCUGAGAAGGAGGCGCUGCAGCGCUCUCUGGGGGCGGAGCAGGAAGCCGCCCUGAGGCAAACGCGGCAGGAGUGGGAGGAGCAGCUGCGCAGGGCGGAGCAGGAGAGGGAGGAGCUCCAGAAGGACGUGCGGGCGCUGCAGCGCGACCGGGACCACAGCCUCCUGCAGGCGGAGACAGAGAAGCAGCAGGCCCUGUCUUUGAAGGAGACGGAGAAGGCAGUCCUGUCGGAGCGCAUAUCCACCCUGCAGGCUGAGCUGGGCGUAGCCACCCUUGAAGUGGAGCGUCUGACGCGGGAGGCAGGGCACGCUAAAGAGCUGGAAAGGGCCACUGUAGCUGCUCUCAACACUGAGCUGGAGGAGCUGCGGGGCCAGCUGGAGGAGGCCUUGAGCGCCCACGGGCGAGAGCUGAGCAGACUCCAGGACAGCUGCGCAGACCAGCUGACCUGCGCAGACACUGCCCUCAAAGAGCUGGAGGAGUGUCGGGCGGCCCUCUCAGCCAAUGAGGAGAGCCGGGACGCGGUGAGGCGGGAGCUGCUGGAGUCGGAGCGGCGGCUGUGCCAGACACGUGAUGCGGGGGAGUGCCAGCGGCGGGACGCGGUGGAGCUGCGGCGCUCCCUGGGGGACGUCACCCGCGAGAGGGACACUCUCAGCCAGUCCAACGGCCAGCUCAGGGAGGCCCUGCGCUCCGCCGAGGGCCAGAGGAUCAGUGUGAAACGCCAGUGCGAGGAGAAGGAUCAGAGGCUGUGUGUGCUGGAGGAGAGCCUGGCGUCGGCCCAGAAGGAGGUGGGGGAUCUGCGCAGCUGUCUGCGGGAGGUGGAACGUUCCCGACUGGAGGCGCGCAGAGAGCUGCAGGAGCUGCGCAGACAGGUGAAGGUGCUGGAUGGGGAGCGGGAGCAGCGAGGGAGGGAGGUGGCCGAGCUGCAGACGCGUCUCUCUCAGGAGGAGCAGAGGGAGGAGGAGAGAGGCAGGGAUUUGUUUGCCAUCAAGCAGAAACUCAGCGAGGCCGAGACCACCAGGGCCUCCAUCAAGAAGGAGCUGACGGUGCUGCAGCGGCGUCUGGCGGACUCUGAGAGCGGCUGGCGUGGCUGCGAGCGGGAGCUGUCCUCCCAGCUGCAGGAGGCGCGCGGCGGCGAGAAGAAGCUGCUGGACGAGGCGCGCAACCUGGCGCUGCGGGCGCAGACGGCGGCGGAGGGGGCGGCGCAUGCCCAGCUGCAGCUCAGCGAGGCCCAGGGCCGGCUGGCGGCCACGGAGGCGGAGCUGGCGCGGGCCGAGGCCUGCCGCCGGGAGCUGGAGUUCCGCAUGAGCAGCCUGCAGUCGGCCCUCACGCGCACGCUGGGCAUCGGGGCCGGGGGGGGGCGCGCCAGCAGGGGCCACAGCCCGGCGCGGAGCGGCAGCGCCACCCUCUCGCCCGGGGCCAGCAUGGCGUUACUCCGCCACCGCAGCGUCUCCCCAAUGCGUGCCUCAAUGUCGCCCCCUAAAGAUUUGGGUCGCAAUCUCACCCCAGAUAACAGUGUGGGUUCUCGGCCCCUGUCCCCAGAGAGAGGGGACACCCCGCUACCACUCGCCCCAUCCGAGCUGGACCCGGAGACACUCCGCUCUGGCCUCAGGGAGUUCCUGCAGGAGCUGCGCGAGGCCCAGAGAGACAGGGAUGAGGCUCGUGGCCAGUUGGGUGUGGUGCAGCGUGAGCUGGAGGAAGUUACAGCAGAGAGAGACUCUGUCCAGACCCGUCUCACACAGCUGCACAACUCACUGCAGGACUGUCAGGAAGUGAAGCGUGAUGUGGAUGGGAAGCUGAGCUCCACACAGGCCCUACUGCAACAGCAGGAGGAGGCGUUGAGGAGGGGGGAGAGGGAGAGGAGAGUCCUCACGGACCGCAUCAGAGAGCUGGAGAGAAACGUGCAGAACGCUGAGGCAGAGAGGAAACACACACAGGAGCAGCUGAGUAAGCUGCGGGCGGGGGAGGCGCGUCUGGAUGCGGAGCGGCGGCGUCUGCGGGAGGCCCUGGAGGCUGCGGAGGCGCGGGGCACGCGGCUGGAGCUGGGGAGGCGCAGCCUGGAGGGGGAGCUGCAGAGGCUCCGGCUCAACACCGGGGAGAAGGAGGCCGAGAGCCUGGCCUCACAGCAGCGCCACGACGGCCUCCUCAAGCAGGUGGCGGACUCAGAGGGCCGUGUGUCCUCCCUUCAGCGGGAGGUGGAGCGUCUGACCCAGCUGCUGGCCAAGGCGCUGGAGGGGGAGAGCAGCCAGAGGGAGCGGGUCCAGAGCCUGGCCCAGAGCCUGCAGGAGGCCACCGCUGCCCACAGCGCCACCCAGGGGCGCCUCUCCACACUGCAGAAGACUCUGGGUCUGGCUGAGCAGGAGCGCAGGCAGCUACAGGAGCGUGUUGAUGGAGCUAUAAUAUAUAUACUGUAUAUAUCUCUAUAUCUGCUGGGUAAAUGUGUGUGUGUGUGUGUGUGUGUGUUCAGGAGCGUGUGUGUGUGUGUGUGUGUGUGUGUGUGUUUGUGUGUGUGUGUUCAGGAGCGUGUUGAUGGAGUGCGGGUGUCCUUCACUGAGGGCAAGAGGACCAUGGUCACCCUGACUGAGCGCGUGCAGAGCCUGCAAGCUGAACUGACCCAAAGUGAGCUGCGGCGCACAGAGCUGGAGGCAGAGCUCUCCAACACUCAAGAGGCCCUGCGUCUGCGCUUGUCCAGUCUCUCCGAGGCCCAGCGCAGCGCCCAGGCUGCGCAGAUGGAGCGUGCGGCCACAGAUGAGCGUCUGCGCAGCCUGCAGAGGGCCCUGGCCGUGCUCGAGACGGAGAAGAAGGAUGCUGAGAGACAGGCCGUCCGUCUGGAGAAGGACAAGAAUGCCCUGAGGAACACCUUAGACAAGGUGGAGCGUGAGAAGCUGAAGUCGGAGGAGGGCAGCAUGCGCCUGUCCGCUGAGAAGGGUCGCAUGGACCGCUCCCUCAACACGGCUGAGCAGGAGCUGCAGGACGCGCAGAGGCAGAUCGUUCUGCUGCAGGCACAGCUGGCUGAGAUGGAGCAGUCCCAGACUGCUGGCGAGAGUUCGGCGCGGCAGAGAGACGAGGUCCAGCGGGAGAUGGAGCGUCUGCGUCUGGCCCAGAGGGACGCCGAGCGCACGCUGGCCGCCAGGGAGAGGGCCCACCGGCAGCGCACCAAGGGCCUGGAGGAGCAGGUGUCCACUUUGAAGGAACAGCUGCAGCAUGAAAUCCGGCGUCGGCAUCCAUCUUUGACCCCUUUACCUGGGGGUAGCUGAGGGGGGGGCGCCGCCCUGCAGGCCACUGAGGAUAUAACACAUAUUUCUGAGCACCAGCAGAAGGAACGCUGACUCUCUCAUGUCUUAUUGAGCAAAACCAGCACCCACAACUCAGACCAUUCCGAGACCUUUGAUUAGUUAGACACAUGCGGGGGGCUUUUAGCUAAUCUGGUCCAAACUUUUCUAUCUACUACAAAUUGGAGCCACGCUGAACAAUGUUACUGUGUGUUGAAUAAUUAUGCUGUUUAAAACUUGAAUUUAGAGUAGAUAAAGCACGCCACUUCUAGCAGUGCACUGUGCACGAAGGGACCACUGGAUAUGAAUUCAUUAUUUUCUGUGUGUUGGAUAAAUAUCAAAACAUGCCACUACCGCUGCACGUACUAGCAAUAUUAUAUUGUAGUCUACACUAACACUAACGGGUUACUCAUGUUUACGUCUGGUCCGAAUACUAAUGAUCGUAUUUACACUAACAUCACAUGAAAUUACAUUCCAGUUGGAUUUUUAAAGGGACUGUUUAUGGAGUGAAAGAAGAAAUGACACAUUAAAUGCUUGACUUGUC
Molecule: messenger RNA, 7584 nt
Organism: Clupea harengus (Atlantic herring)
Lineage: Eukaryota; Metazoa; Chordata; Actinopteri; Clupeiformes; Clupeidae
Gene: crocc
Product: rootletin
Exons: 38
Coding region: 693-7025 (2110 amino acids)
Source: RefSeq, a predicted model, not a curated record